Molecule: messenger RNA, 995 nt
Organism: Pelagomonas calceolata
Lineage: Eukaryota; Pelagophyceae; Pelagomonadales; Pelagomonadaceae
Source: the annotation of a GenBank genome assembly
CGCCGCGCCGCGACCAAAUUUACGUCGAUUUGCAGCGUUCUCCUGGUCGCUGCAGCCACAUCUCUCGCUGCGUAAGCAAAAACCAAUAGCUGCACACGACGCACUAGCUGCAAAACCCUAGCCAGCAGCACGCCAUCGCUGGCGCUCUCACCGUCACAUCAUCACUCGCUGGCCCUCACGCCAAAGCACAAUGGCCGCAUACGGCAACACCGGCGACCCUUUGAGACCGGACAACCCCACGCGGCACCCGACGCUGGGCUACCAUAAGAUUAGGGGGCUGGGCGCCCCGCUGCGCAUGAUGCUCUACGCCAAGAAGCAGAACUUUCGCCACGUUGCGUACGGUACCGAUUGUAAUCAGAAAUGGUUCAAAGAGGACAAGGAACUCCUGAAGAAGAAGAACUCCUGCGCGAACCUGCCGUAUCUUGUGGACGGCGGCUUGGUCGUCUCCCAGUCGAACACGUGUGCCCUGUAUCUGGGGAGGAGACUAGGUAUCGACGACGGCAUGAGCGGCACGUACCAGACCUACAACCAUACUGUCUUAGAUCAGACCUAUGACUUGCGGAAUGAUUUGAUGAAGGUCGUGUAUCCCUUCGGCUCCACAAAAACGAAGGCCGACUUCGAGGCGGCGGCGAAGAAACAUUUCGAGAGGAACGUGAAAACGCACUUCACGAAGCUCGAGGGCUUUUGCAUCGGGCCCUUCAUGACGGGAGUCAAACCUCGAUCCGGCGACUUUGUACUAUGGGAGAUGUUGGAUCAACACAUCAUCCUGGCGCGGGCGUUAGAUUUAGAUGACUGGUUAGGAGAGUGCCCGAAACUGGCAACACUGCAUUCCACAAUGCGCGCGCUGCCCGAGCUCGCGGACUACUUCGCGGCGCCGUGCUACGCGGAGUGGUCCCACAACUCGCCGGCGUACACGCACUUCACGGGCCACGGCGACAUGGACCAGGGCGGCACGGUCGAGGAGGACCUCGUGUUUCCUAGGGAAUAACACAUCA